AUGGUGCCACCUCCCCAUUUUGGCUUUGUCCUUUAUCUUAUGUGGGCUUUUAUUCCUGAAUCUUGGCUAAACUCCUCAGGCUUAACCUACUAGCCUCAAAAAUAUUGGGCAGUUGUUCCUGUCCACCUCCUUAACAUGAUGAGUACUUCUCCAGUCAACUCCAUUCAUACAAUCACAGAUAACUAUGCUAAAAAUCAACAGAAGAAUUACCAAGAAGAGGCCAUCGCAGCAUUAAGAAAUACUCCUAUUAGUGAAGUAAAUCAAAUGUUCUUUCUUGCAGCCAAAGAACUUUACACCAAAAACUGA
Messenger RNA from Marmota flaviventris (yellow-bellied marmot), 306 nucleotides. RefSeq names its product phosphatidylinositol N-acetylglucosaminyltransferase subunit P-like. The record is from RefSeq and is a predicted model, not a curated record. Gene Ontology annotation, biological process: GPI anchor biosynthetic process. Gene Ontology annotation, cellular component: endoplasmic reticulum. NCBI's taxonomy places the organism in Eukaryota, Metazoa, Chordata, Mammalia, Rodentia, Sciuridae.